Messenger RNA from Chelonoidis abingdonii (Abingdon island giant tortoise), 1407 nucleotides. RefSeq names its product proline rich 7, synaptic (gene PRR7). Lineage: Eukaryota; Metazoa; Chordata; Testudines; Testudinidae. The record is from RefSeq and is a predicted model, not a curated record.
CUGUCUGUCUGUCUGUCUGUCUGCAGGGGGCACCGCCGGCUGCUUGGCACAGCGAUGGGAAGGAGCUGGCCUGGGUGCUCUUGGUUCAUACGGGGCUACCCAGCUGGCCUGCGGCUCUGCAGAUCCCUGUGGUGGAUGAGCCCCUCCGAAGCGCCCACUCCCUCAGUCGUCCCUGCCUGGGGAGCAGGGCAGGCCCUGACCCUCGCCCCUGAGUGCCCCCACCCCAUGGACCUCGCCCCCCCGGCUCUGCCUCCCGUCCAUCCCCAGCGCUUGGAGCAGGCGCCAUGGCAACGGCUGCAGGCCGCGCGGGGGCAGCCCUGAGCGAGUGACAAGCCGCCACCACUGGCACCUGGGCACAGGCGAUGGGCAGCGGGCGUGUGGUGCUCUGGGCCCUGCCUGCCUGCAGCUGAGGGGAACCCCCAGCCCCCAGACCAGCCACCAUGGUGAUGUCCCAGGGCACCUACACCUUCCUCACCUGCUUCGCCGGCUUCUGGCUCAUCUGGGGCCUCAUCGUGCUGCUCUGCUGCUUCUGCAGCUACCUGCGACGACGCCUCAAGAGCCAGCAGGAGGAGCGGCUGCGGGAGCAGAACCUGCGUGCGCUGGAGAUGGAGCCGCUGCACUAUGAGGGCUACUCAGGCAGCCCCCCUGGCAUGGCCAUGGCCAUCCCCCCCCGGCUGCGCAUGGAGCCGCACCACCCCCCCGGCCCACCCCCCCAGCCCUGGAGCUACCGGCACGAGUCGGACCUGUCCAAGCCCCCGUGCUACGAGGAGGCACUGCUCAUGGCUGAGCCGCCACCGCCCUACAGCGAGGUGCUCAUGGACACACGGGGGCUGUACCGCAAGAUCAACGCCCCCUUCCUGAGCCACGAGCGCCCCGAGAAACAGGAGCAGCCCCCCAGCUACAAGCCCCUCUUCCUGGACCGAGGUUACAGCGCAGCCCUGCACGUGCCCAGCUCUGCCAGCCAGGGCCCCACCUUCUAUCUGGAGGCUGAGCGUGCCCAGCGCAUGUUCCCCAGCUGGAUGGACUCAGAGCUCAGCAGCAGGGACACGUAUGAACCUGGGGCCUGGCACCUCCCUGUCUCCAUGCCCUUGUUUGGCAGGACUACGGCAGUUUAGGGGCCUGCCGGGCAGAGUGCCACAUUAGAGCCUGCCUGAGCCCUGGUGCUGUCACUGGCGCAGCUGGGCUCAAGCUGCCCGUUCCCCUUGGGAGCCACCCUGGGCCCCACCUCAGGGCUAGCGCAAACCCAGGCUGGACAAUGUGACACGUUGCCUGCUGCAGCCAGUGUGAGGGGCUGGUCCCCAUCCUACUCCGUGGCUCCCUGCAGGCCCCCUGGUGCUGACUGGGGCUCCGAGCAGGCCCUGCACUGGGCUCUUUCCUAGUUCGUUUGUUACAGUUUGAGAAUAAAAG